This is a messenger RNA of Sipha flava (yellow sugarcane aphid), 1363 nucleotides long. RefSeq names its product polycomb protein EED (gene escl). Gene Ontology annotation, cellular component: ESC/E(Z) complex. NCBI's taxonomy places the organism in Eukaryota, Metazoa, Arthropoda, Insecta, Hemiptera, Aphididae. Bases 71 to 1300 code for a protein of 409 amino acids. Gene Ontology annotation, biological process: negative regulation of transcription by RNA polymerase II. Gene Ontology annotation, molecular function: nucleosome binding; protein binding. The record is from RefSeq and is a predicted model, not a curated record. The transcript is spliced from 8 exons.
UCAAAAUAUUAAACCGAAAUUAAUAGUAAACAUUUUUUUUUAUAUUAUUUAUUAGUUCAGAAAAAAAAAAAUGUCGGACUUGAAUCAAAUUGAAUCUGAUGAUGCAUCAAGUAUAGACAGUUCAAAUACUGACUUAACUUCACGAAGUCAUGAACCAGCUAGACGUGGGAGAAAAACUAAAUCCAAACCAUCCAAUAAUACCAAAAAUGUUAAGCUUCAAUAUAAAUUUUCAUGUGCAUUAAGGGAAGAUCAUGGACAAUCCCUAUUCGGUGUUCAGUUCAACCAUUUAUUAAAUGAUGACCAACCAUUGAUAUUUGCAUCCGUUGGUAGUAAUAGAGUUUCAGUUUACCAGUGUUUAGAUGAUGGAAGUAUAAAUUUAUUACAAAGUUAUGCAGAUCCAGAUGCAAAUGAAACAUUUUAUACUUGUGCUUGGUCUGUUGAUGAAAAUGGUAAACCACUUUUAGCUAUUGCUGGAAAUCGGGGCAUCAUACGUAUUUUGAGUCCAGCGACUAUGUCAUCAAUUCGGCAUUAUAUUGGUCAUGGACAAGCAAUUAAUGAAUUACAGUUCCAUCCAAUUGAUACCAAUAUGUUAUUAUCAGUAUCUAAAGAUCAUACUUUACGUUUAUGGAAUAUCAAAAGUGAUGUAUGUAUUGUUAUUUUUGGUGGAGCUGAAGGCCAUAGAGAUGAAGUUCUCUCAGCAGAUUUCAACAUUGAUGGUAAUCGUAUCAUGUCUUGUGGUAUGGACCACUCAUUAAAACUAUGGAGUUUAGACAAAGACUAUAUUCAAGACGCUAUUAAACAAUCUUAUUCUUUUAAUCCAAAUAGAUCAGCUCGUCCUUUUGAUACUAUUAAAGAACAUUUCCCUGUGUUUUCAACUCGUGAUAUACAUAGAAAUUAUGUUGAUUGUGUUCGAUGGAUUGGUGAUUAUGUCAUUUCCAAAUCGUGUGAAAAUUGUAUGGUUUGUUGGAAACCAGGUCAUUUAAAAGAUACUGAACUUAAACCUAAUGAAGCCGCCGUGUCACAAAUAUGGUACUCAGAUUUUAAGGACUGUGAUGUAUGGUUUAUUCGUUUUUCCAUGGAUUUUUCUCAAAAAAUAUUAGCAUUGGGUAAUACCAUUGGAAAAAUUUAUGUUUGGGAUUUGACUUCGAAUGACCAAGCAUCAAUGCGUGUUACUACCUUAGCUCAUCCUAAAUGUAAUACAGUCAUACGUCAAACUACAUUUAGUCGCGAUGGAAAUAUUUUGAUUUGUGUAUGUGACGAUGGUACUAUUUGGCGAUGGGAUCGAUUACAAAAUGUAUGAAAAAAGGUUUUAUUAUAAAACCAAUAUUUGGUUUCCAUUUUUUCCUUAAUGUAUUUUACGUUU